AUGCUUUCCCUGAGAGAAUUCCGAUAUUCGGAAAACAACGGCGAAUUUAUAGCGGCCCUUCUUAUUUGGGCGAUUGUCAUCACAUCGCCCCUAAUAUUGUUAUAUGUCAUCUACGCAUAUCUGAUGCUGAAGUUUCGAGCCGAAAUCGCGACUUUUGUGAGUUCUUCGCAAAGAAAAAUGAUCGCAGACUGCAGAAACACCAACAGAUCCUCUGGAACCAAUUCUUCAUGGUCUCUAUCAUCUUCUUUUUCGAGCUAUUCCCAUUUUUCAUGGGCUUCUUCUACUUGGCUUCGUUCUUGUAUUCAUCCGCACAUUUUUCGAUUUAAGAAAAAAAAGUUUCAGAAAUUUCAUCAUCGUAAUAAGUGUCCUCGGGGCUAUCAACGUCCCAUUCUUCUUCUAUGCGUCUACAAUGUUUUGUCUUUUCGAUAUGAUUCUGGCUAUACAGAGGCUUGUAAUGAUUUUCGGAGAUCCAAAGCAUUUUUUCCUCGUCACUGGGUUGGGUUAUUGAAAAAACUUUUGCUAGUAAAUCAUAAUUUCAGAACGUACUUGAAGUAUUAUGUUUCUGUCGUUUGGCUGACUCUUCCUCUGUUUUACGUAUUCAAACUUGGUUAGUUUUCUAGCGAACUAUUUUCUGAAGCAUUAUUUCAAAAAGUUUUGCUUUUUUUUUGAUUCAUUCGCGACUCUUCAAAAAUUGAAAAUUUCCUUCUUUAUGUUAAGGAUUUUUUUUCAGGAAUUUGCCCCGAUUAUUUCUGCGAUCUCACAUUUUCUUGUGGUGGAAAUCGGAGGGCCUACCUUUUCUACCACGUAGGUCUUUGUGCUGAAUCGUUCUUCUCAGGGAUUACAGAUUUACGAAGUCAGUCUCUAUGUGAUAACUUUAUUCACACUUAUUUCUUAUAUCACCAUUUAUCGGCACAUUUCAAGUUUGACUCAAAUGUCGUCAGAGAAGAGGAAAUUCGAAAAGUUCAUUCUCCUCCAGGCCAUGCCGAUGACUAUAAUCAGGACGGUUCGAACUGAUCACGUUUCAAUAAAUUUGAAGAUUGCCUUAAAGAUCAGGGAAAUCGCCAUCCUUGUGAUCGCCAUUGGCCGAGUCUUGAAAAUGGAAAUGUUCUGCCUCCCUAUCGCCGGAGAACAGUACAGAGUCUUGUGCUACGCUUAUUACUUACACAUUCCCACAUUGGCUUUUGUUGUACCUCUGUCGUUCAUUCUCAAUAGAAACAAUUAUUCGCGCGUCAUCAGGAUGAUAAAAAAUCAAAUUUGA
Messenger RNA from Caenorhabditis auriculariae, 1258 nucleotides. NCBI's taxonomy places the organism in Eukaryota, Metazoa, Nematoda, Chromadorea, Rhabditida, Rhabditidae. The record is from the annotation of a GenBank genome assembly.